Messenger RNA from Dryobates pubescens (Downy woodpecker), 902 nucleotides. RefSeq names its product DnaJ heat shock protein family (Hsp40) member C9 (gene DNAJC9). The coding region runs from base 1 to 780 and encodes 259 amino acids. Gene Ontology annotation, cellular component: nucleus; cytoplasm. Lineage: Eukaryota; Metazoa; Chordata; Aves; Piciformes; Picidae. Gene Ontology annotation, molecular function: heat shock protein binding. The transcript is spliced from 5 exons. The record is from RefSeq and is a predicted model, not a curated record.
AUGGGGCUGCUGGAGGACUGCGAGGCCGCCUUCGGCUCCCCCGAUCUCUACCAGGUAUUGGGCGUCCGCCGCCAGGCCUCGCCUGCGGAGAUCCGCCGCGGCUACCACCGCGCCUCGCUUCGCGUACACCCUGACCGUGCCGACCCGCAAGACAAGGAGGAGGCGACGAGGCGGUUCCAAAUCCUGGGCAAGGCGUACGCGGUGCUGAGCGACGCGGAGCAGCGCGCAGUGUACGAUGAGCAGGGCACGGUGGACGAGGAAGGCGAGGCGCUGAGGGGCGAGCGGGACUGGCAGGAGUACUGGCGGCUGCUCUUCAAGAAGAUCACAGUAAAAGACAUUGAAGACUUCGAAAAGAGCUACAAAGGUUCAGAAGAAGAGCUCGCCGACAUUAAAGCAGCGUACAUGGAUUUUGAGGGUGACAUGGACAGAAUAAUGGAGUCUGUGUUGUGUGUGGACUAUACAGAUGAACCGAGGAUACGGCAAAUCCUAGAGCAAGCCAUCGAUGCGGGGGAAGUCCCAUCCCACAAAGCUUUUGUCAAAGAGUCGAAGCAGAAAAUGACCGCAAGGAAGCGGCGGGCAGAAAAAGAAGCCAAGGAAGCAGAAAAGACUAAAGAUGAACUGGGCCUCGGUGGAGAGGAUGACUUGAAAGCACUGAUUCAAAGCAGAAAUAAAGAUCGGAAAAAGGAAAUGGAUGAUUUCUUGGCCCAACUGGAAGCAAAAUAUGGGAGUAAUGCUAAAAAAGGAGGAAGGAAGCCUGCAGCCAAGAAAGGAAAGAAAUAAGCAGCAGUGUAGGCUGAAAUAUCAGGUAUCAUUUUGUAUGGGAACACGUGGAUUUGGGAGCAUUUCAGAGUUUUCACGGGCUGCUGCUUCGGAGCGCGUGCGCGUCGACUUGCUGUGACCAG